AUGGUGUCUCAAAGUGGAACUGUUCAAGAGUCAAAGACUGCACCUUUAUCUAGGUCAGGAUCUUUGUAUAAUCUAACCCUUGAUGAAGUUCAAAACCAUAUUGGUAAUUUAGGGAAACCACUUGGAAGUAUGAACCUUGAUGAGCUUCUCAAGAGUGUGUGGAGUGUUGAAGCUGGCGAGGUUUCUGAUUUCGGUAGAGAUGGUGCUGCUAACAUGCAGCAGAAUCAACUUAGCGAGAUGAAUCGACAGGGGAGUUUAACAUUAUCUGGAGAUAUUAGUAAGAAAACUGUUGAUGAAGUAUGGAAAGAUAUGCAAGUAAAGAAGAGGGGUGUUGAUAGGGAUAUGGAAGCACGCGAAAGACAACAAACACUUGGUGAAAUGACUUUGGAGGAUUUCUUGGUGAAAGCUGGUGUUGUUGGUGAAUCUUUUCAUAAUAAGGAAGGCGGUGAUUUGUUAAGGGUUGGUUCGAAUGAGGAUUCUCGGAAAAAUGUAUCACAGCAUGAUCAUCAUUGGAUGCAAUUUCAGCUUCCUUCAACAACGCAGCAGCCUCCACAGCAUCAGCAUGAAAAGCAUUUGAUGCCUGCUUUUAUGGCUGUUCAUGCCAUUCAACAACCUUUUCAAGUUGCAAGGAAUCCAGUUUUGGAUGCAGCGAUGUCACCGUCUUCUUUAAUGGGUGCUUUUUCAGAUACACAAACACUAGGUCGAAAAAGGGUUGCUUCUGGUAUAGUGGUAGAGAAAACCGUGGAGAGGAGGCAAAAGAGGAUGAUUAAAAAUCGGGAAUCUGCUGCUCGGUCAAGAGCUAGAAGACAGGCUUAUACACAAGAACUGGAACUUAAAGUUUCACGCUUAGAAGAGGAAAACGAAAGGCUUAGACGACAGAAUGAGAUAGAGAAGGAGGUGCCAUGUGUGCCGCCACCUGAGCCUAAGAAUCAGCUACGCCGAACUAAUUCAGCAUCCUUCUGA
This is a messenger RNA of Lathyrus sativus (Indian pea), 963 nucleotides long. NCBI's taxonomy places the organism in Eukaryota, Viridiplantae, Streptophyta, Magnoliopsida, Fabales, Fabaceae. The record is from the annotation of a GenBank genome assembly.